AUGGAUGCUCUAGCAUCUUGCACCAGGCGAUUGAUGCAAGGCGCGCCCUUUUGUGGACGCACUGCAGGUGGUUCUGGUGGGAAUGAAUCCUUCGAUAAUCUUGUAAUUCAAGCUCCACAGCUGAUGAGGGAGGAUUACAUACAGAAUGCUGUGAAGUUUCUUUCACAUCCGAGAGUGAAGGGUUCUCCAGUAUUUCACAGGCGUUCCUUCCUGGAAAAGAAAGGCCUUACAAGUGAAGAAAUUGAUGAGGCCUUUCGUAGGGUUCCUGACCCUAAGACAAAUGGAACUGAUGCUGCGGCUGCUAGUACACAACAAGCAAACAAUCCCAGUCAAUCUGUUGCGCUGCAGCCUUAUACAGAAGUUCAACCACAAACAGCUACUACCUCUGCCACUGUUGGACCUAUUGCCCCACAUACAAAUGUGCAGUUUAGCUGGGUCCACACACUCCUUGGUGCAGGUCUUUUUCUUGGAUUAGGGGCUAGUGCUGCUAUAACCCUCAAGAAAUUGUUCAUCCCUAGUCUAAAAUCUUGGACCCGUAGAGUUGUUGCUGAAGGAGAUGAAAAUGCAAACGAUGAACUUGCUUCCAAACUUUGUGAAGAAAUUAGGGAAGCCAUAAAAGUUUCUACGUCAGCCUUUUCUGAUACUGCUAGAACAAACCAAGAAGUGCUUGCUUCAAAAGAUGAAGAUAGGAAGGUGCUUAUGAAGUUAACAGAAGCAUUUGAGUCACAAGCAAAUGUGUUUAAAUCAUUGAAUGAGACCUUAAAUCAUAUCAGGGAUAAUCAGUUUUCACGGCGCAACCAAUUGGAAGAGCAUGUUCAGCCUGCGCCAUGGAAUGGGCCAAUUGACUAUCAAGGGAGAACUUUUCAGCAAACUAAUAUGUAUGCAACGCCACCAAACAACAGUUUUGACCCAGGGAGGAACUCAUUCAUGCCAUUAGCUGCUGAACCUUCUUAUGGACCAUUUCCAGGAUCCUACUCUGAGCAGCGUGUGCAGAGGCCCGGUGGGUACGGAUUCCAGCCGCAGACAAGCAACGAGCGAUUGAGCGCUGGCACACGGGGCAGCUACCAAGGGGGUUCUUCUAAUCACCAUGCUGGUAAUGCCAUGGAUGACCCCGCAGCGGUUGUGGCAGAAUUCCAGCGCCGCUGGGUUCCCCCGCAGCCACCGGAUGUCAUCAUGCCAGAGGCUGCGGCGGCCAUUCGGCAGGCCAGGUCGGCUCCAAGGCAGGAGCCGGGCGAUGGGCGCCUGAGUACUGAUGUUCCGAGACCAUCUGAGCCUGCCAUGGCGACAACAGAGCACGUGAACCCCGACGCACCUGGCGGAGAGUUGCCGAGCGAUGGUGGUGCCAUGAUUGCUAAUGCCAGCAGCGGUGGUGGGAGUGAAGACCAGCAGCAGGAAGCCGCUUGA
Messenger RNA from Miscanthus lutarioriparius, 1404 nucleotides. NCBI's taxonomy places the organism in Eukaryota, Viridiplantae, Streptophyta, Magnoliopsida, Poales, Poaceae. The record is from the annotation of a GenBank genome assembly.